AAUACUUGCUGUUCGAAGCUAAGAACAACGAAUGCACCGGUUCGCACGCAAAAGGCAAAUGGCACUCAGUCACUUUAGUUUUAAAGAAGAACAAUACCGCAAUACCAUCGCCGUGGUGGCCGGAGGUCGAUGGGAUGGAUGUAGUUCUCGUUCGUGAUCAGUGCACGCUCUACUACUAUCUCACAAAGACGAUCAUCGCGUGCGCGAUAAUGAUAUCAGGCCAAAAACACUGAACAGUGUCACAACAUUGAGCAGGCAAUCCACAUCAGCAAAUUAAUAUCAACUGGCAGCUAACUUCAGAAUCUCUUUUCGCACAUCAGCAAUUACUAACGAUGACGCGCAUUUACCUUCUAAUCUUCUGUUACAUUUCUAAUCCUGCACUAAGCGAACCAGCUACGUGGCUGAUGCAGGGCGACAAGUUUACCGAGGAUGAUGUGAUAUCCCGAGUUAUCCAGCUGGAGAGCCACAAGUCGUACUUCCCGAUGAACAGUACAGCAGAGAUGUACUACAGAGCUCCACCGGGCAAGCUCAUCCAGUGCGUGAUCGCCGCGUCCGUCUAUGGGCAAGGCCACGUGAGCGUCGUCGAGGGCGGCUACAGGACCAACAAGGUCCGGGUUAAUUACACGACGGAAAGCGGCAAAGCAGACGUCUUUUACUUUUUUAUACAGACCGUGAAGAGGGAAGCGAUGUUCGUUGAUGAGAACACGAGAUUAGGCAUCGUUUACGGACCCAUGAGGAGUUGGACCCUCGCGGAGAUACAGGAUUACUUUCGCAACAAUUCCAAUAUUUUUCCAUCGUAAUGGAAGAAUGCAUCGAUUUCGAAUUUUUUUUAUAAAAUAAUGAUAGCUUCUUAUAAAAAUACUUCGAAUU
This is a messenger RNA of Trachymyrmex septentrionalis, 870 nucleotides long. RefSeq lists its product as uncharacterized. NCBI's taxonomy places the organism in Eukaryota, Metazoa, Arthropoda, Insecta, Hymenoptera, Formicidae. The transcript is spliced from 3 exons. Bases 333 to 800 code for a protein of 155 amino acids. The record is from RefSeq and is a predicted model, not a curated record.